CGAUGCUACUGAAAAAUAAUACCCCAGGUGAGAAGAGUGAACAGUCAGAGUGAACACUGGACUGCAAUUUAUUGGAUCUCCGAAGCAGGUGGGGCAAAAAGUAUGCUUGAAGACUGAAGGCUCCAACAAUCUUUAUCAUUAGAAUUUGGACCUUCACCGGAAUCUAUUAUCAUGAAAAAGAAGGUCUUGUUGAUGGGCAAGAGCGGAUCUGGCAAGACCUCCAUGCGGUCAAUCAUAUUCUCAAAUUACAUUGCAAGAGACACCAGACGGCUGGGAGCAACAAUCGACGUUGAACACUCCAACCUAAAGUUUCUCGGCAAUCUGACACUUAACUUGUGGGACUGCGGCGGUCAAGAAGCGUUUAUGGAAAACUACUUUACAUCGCAAAGAGAUCACAUUUUCAAAAACGUUGAAGUACUUAUUUACGUAUUUGAUGUCGAAAGUCGAGAUGUAGAAAGAGACAUGCAUUAUUACCAAUCUUGCCUUGAAGCCAUCAUGGCAAACUCAAGAGAGGCGAAAAUUUUCUGCUUAGUUCAUAAAAUGGAUCUUGUACAAGAGCAUCAAAGAGACAAGAUGUAUGAAGAACGAGUGAAUGAAUUGAAAACUAGAUCAGAGCCACUGAAGAUAAAGACGUUCCGAACGUCCAUCUGGGACGAAACGUUGUACGCUGCUUGGUCUACCAUUGUACAUGCUUUAAUACCCAAUAUUCGAACAUUAGAAUCCCAUCUCAAUAAUUUCUGUUCAAUAUGCGAUGCAGAUGAAGUUGUCUUAUUCGAACGAUCCACUUUUUUGGUCAUUGCGAAUGCAGCCAGAAUCAACCAUGUAGAUGCUCAUCGAUUUGAAAAGAUCAGCAACAUUAUCAAGCAGUUUAAUCUUGGAUGCAGCCGGUCACAAACUCACUUCAAAAGCAUGGAAAUCAAAGGAAGUUCGUUCACAGCGUUUAUUGAUGUGUUGACAAAUAACACAUAUGUUAUGGUGGUGAUGUCGGACCCUACUAUUCUGCCAGCAGCAACGUUGAUGAACAUCAAUGUAGCCAGAAAACACUUUGAGAAAUUAGCAGAACCUUGAUGAGGCUGCUUUGUAAAUCUCGUCCCUUUUUAUAAUUUUUAUUAUUACAAUUGAUUCUUAUAUCUUGUUAAACAGAAAAAGACAUACGAGAUCAA
Messenger RNA from Umbelopsis ramanniana AG, 1163 nucleotides. RefSeq lists its product as uncharacterized. The coding region runs from base 172 to 1068 and encodes 298 amino acids. Gene Ontology annotation, cellular component: nucleus; fungal-type vacuole membrane; Gtr1-Gtr2 GTPase complex. Gene Ontology annotation, biological process: positive regulation of TOR signaling; cellular response to amino acid stimulus; cellular response to starvation. The transcript is spliced from 8 exons. Gene Ontology annotation, molecular function: GTP binding; GTPase activity. Lineage: Eukaryota; Fungi; Mucoromycota; Umbelopsidomycetes; Umbelopsidales; Umbelopsidaceae. The record is from RefSeq and is a predicted model, not a curated record.